Molecule: messenger RNA, 4678 nt
Organism: Synchiropus splendidus (mandarinfish)
Lineage: Eukaryota; Metazoa; Chordata; Actinopteri; Syngnathiformes; Callionymidae
Product: macrophage mannose receptor 1-like
Exons: 31
Coding region: 56-4393 (1445 amino acids)
Molecular function (GO): signaling receptor activity
Source: RefSeq, a predicted model, not a curated record
AGUGAAAAGAAGAACAAGCCCUGCAAGCUUUCUUUCUACAGAUGCCCCCUGUGUCAUGGUUCUGCUCAUAAGGCCUCGUGCUUGCAAUGCAGGAGUCAUGUCUGCAGCCGUGAGACUCAGUGGGAGGAUGGUGACCAAACGGACAACGCUAGCGGCCCUUGUGCUCCUGGGCACAAUAUUGCGAUGUUCAUCAUCAAACGAUUCACAAUUUGGCGUCAUCAACAAAGCCACAGGAUUUUGUCUGGUGAAAAAAUCCAGCCGCUGCCAGGACAUGCGCUGGACGACGGGCAACCGGCUUUACUCCACAUCCACCAAGAAGUGUCUGGGAGCCCAGGGCCGCAGUGUGGGCAGCGAGGUGACCCUCUACGACUGCGACGACCGGAGCGACCUGCAGAAGUGGGAGUGCAGGAACGACACGCUGCUGGCGCUGAAAGGCCAGCAGCUAUACAUCGAAAUGAAAUCGGACGAAACCACCGCUCUCUCCAGGUCGGUCGGACCCAACAACCACUUCACAAUCACAGGCUCGUCGAGCGGUCCUUGCUCCCGAACGUUCAGAGAGUUCUAUUCCAUUGGGGGAAAUGCGUUCGGAAAGAUAUGUGCAUUUCCCUUCCUGUACAAGGACAGAUGGUUCGGAGACUGCACCACGUUCGACUCAUCUAUCAAGCGCCCUUGGUGCUCAGUUGAGACCAAAUAUGAGCACGAGCUCUGGGGCUACUGUCCCACCUUAUCCACAGAGUUCUGGAACAAGAACCAAGUCACUGGAGCUUAUUAUCAGGUGAACAGCCAGUCAGCGCUGACCUGGCCUCAGGCGGCAGACAGUUGCAGACAGCAGGGGGCUUCUCUGGUCAGCAUCAGUGAUCCCAACGAGCAGGCGCUGAUCUCAGCUCUUCUGGGAUCUGGGAAAACCAAACUAUGGCUGGGUCUAGUUCAAAACCCGACCAAUGGCUGGCAGUGGUCUGAUGGGAAGCCGUUUCGUUACAUAAGAUGGAGUCCAGGAAAUCCUCUCCCAAACCCGGGAUACAACUGUGCCAUUCUGGACUCUACUGGACAACAUAACUGGCAAAGCUCUUCAUGCUCCAAGAAAAUGGGCUACAUCUGCUACAAAGAAGGAGCUCCAAUGCUGCCGCCACAAAUCGAGGAAGGAUUUUGCUCAGACCCGUGGAUUCCCUACAACGGCCACUGCUUCCACCUGUACCGGACCGCUCAAACUUGGACUGACGCCCAGCGAGAGUGUCGCAAAGAGGCAGGGGAACUUGUGAGCAUUCGGAAUGUGGAAGACCACAGCUUCGUCCUGUCUCAACUUGGCUAUGCGUCCACCGACGAGCUGUGGCUGGGACUGAACGACAGGAAGACGGAGGGCCUGUUUGAGUGGAGCGACCACUCUACAGUCACUUUCAUCACCUGGGAGUUUGGUUCCCCGAAAUUCUCAUCUGAUGUAGAAGAUUGUGUCCUAAUGAAGGGCGAGAUGGGAAACUGGGCAGAUUGCAACUGUGAAGAGAAACAUGGUUUUAUUUGCAUGAAGCAAAGUUCCACGACGAGAACAGGAGAUGAAAAGUUUUUGGAUAUCGGCUGCAAAUCUGGUUGGCGGAAGCAUGGGCCCUACUGCUACUUUGUGGGGACAGAAACCAAAACCUGGGAUGAAGCCAACGAGCACUGCACAUCCUCGAGCUCCAUUUUGGUCGACGUUUUAAAUGCGGUGGACAAUGCUUUCCUCGUCAGCUUGGUCGGGCUGAGAUCAGAGAAAUAUUUUUGGUUGGGCCUAUCAAACCAGAAAAACAUCGACCAGUUUGUGUGGACCAACACCGACGUGGUCAAAUUCACACACUGGAAUUCCGAAAUGCCUGGAAACGAACAGGGCUGUGUGGCCAUGAAAACUGGGGUUCAUGCUGGACUGUGGGACCUGCUGCCCUGCGUCAACAAGGAGAAGUACAUCUGCAAGCACCUGGCUGAGGGAGAGGUUGUGCCACCAGAGCCCCCGACAAAGACUCCCCCUCAAUGUGCAGAGGGAUGGAAUCGAGUAGGAUCACGAAAUUAUUGCUCAAAGUUAUUCACAGGUCCACGGGCUUAUGAGAAGACCUGGUUUGAAGCUAGAGACUACUGCAGAGCCAUCGGUGGGGAUCUGCUCAGCAUCCACAGCUCCGCUGAGCUCCUUGUGGCUCGCCAUGGAAGAGCCUGGAUCGGACUACACAUCGCCGACCCAGGUGCCGGUUACGUUUGGAGCGAUGGAUCGCCGGUCAAUUUCCUGCACUGGCAGGAGGGGGAGCCAAAUAACCACAACAAUGCGGAAUCUUGCACAGAGUUCAAGAUCUACAGGGCUGAUGAAAUGGGCUCUUGGAAUGACGCCCACUGUGAGAGUUACAAUGACUGGGUCUGUCAGAUACGUGCUGGUGCGACUCCAAAACCACCUCCGAAUGACACAGCAGUAGACUACAACGUAACGGCCGACGGCUGGCUUCUGUGGAGAGGAAAUCAGUACUACAUCAACAAGCGAUCGCUUGCCAUGGAAGAUGCUCGUAGUUUUUGCCAGCAGAGACACGGCGACCUGAUCACCAUCACCAGCGAGGCGGAAAACAUCUUCGUGUGGAAGCAGGUGUCCAGGAGCUACGGGAGUUACUAUAUUGGGUUGUCCGUUGAUCUGGAUGGAUCAUUUUGGUGGAUGGACGGUUCUCCACUUGGAUUUCGGAGAUGGGACGCAGAGCAGCCUAAUCCCGACUCCUUUGAUGAGAACUGCGUGGUUAUGACCUACUACAUGGGCUUCUGGCGAGGCAGUAAUUGUGGUGAGGAGUAUCAGUCCAUCUGCAAACGCAGUGGCUCGGCCCCCGUCAACACCACAGUAGCCCCCACGUCUGCUCCCAAAGGAGGCUGCCCGAUCAAGUGGAACAAAUUUGAGUCAAAGUGUUAUAGCAUCAGUAACCGCCAGGCGACGUGGGAAGACGCCAGGAGACAGUGCAUAUCCAUGGGAGGGAAUUUGGCCUCAAUCCAGACAAGAAAAGUGCAAGCAUUUUUGACAAUCAACAUUGUUGAGAGUUCCACAACUGACCUGUGGAUUGGGUUGAAUGGGAUAAAGCAAGAUGAAUUUUACUGGACAGAUGGAAAAUCAAGACAAUACACCAACUGGGGAUAUUCGGGUCGCUACCACCGAACGGGAACCUUCUAUAAAAGAUGGAAUGAGGGAGACUGUGUUUUGAUGAGCUCCAGUCUGACGUCAGGCACUGGGAAAUGGCUGAUCAAGGGCUGCAAUGACACCAACGGCUUCAUCUGUGCCAGGAAACUUGACCCCAACUUCCCGUCUGAACCGGACCUUCCCAUCCCAAGCAUCUACGUGCCGCUAGGAAACGACAGCAUUAAGUUUGUGUCAAAAAAUUUGACAUGGAGCGAUGCUAAAAAUCACUGUGAGGAGGACAAAGGAAAUCUGGCCAGUCUCCGGAACCAGUGGACGCACGCAUACGUGGAACUGCUGACGAUGAAAAUCAAUGCGCCUGUUUGGAUCGGACUCAACAAAAAGCAGACCGCUGGAUAUUUUAGGUUUAUCGAUGGCUGGCACCUGAAUUUUGCCAACUGGGCAGAAUCCGAACCGAGCAUGGACCGAUCCUGUGUUUACUUGGAUGUGGAUGGGAAAUGGAGGACGGCUCACUGCAACCUCACCAUGAACAGCGUGUGCAAGCAGUCGACAGAUGUGCCUCCUACCGACUCCACUGUUUACCCCGGGGUCUGUCCUGAUGACUCCGUUGAGGAACACUAUCAGACGUUCAACUGGGCGCCCUUCAAGAAUCACUGCUAUUUGUUUGUCACAGAGGAGAUCGAGUGGGCAGACGCCGCCAGCAGCUGUGUGAGACACGGCGGAUCCUUGGCGAGCAUCACGGAUCCAGAUGAGCAGGCGUUCAUAGCAAGCAAUGUGGAGAUAUUCAAAGACAGUCACAGCGCCUUCUGGAUUGGCCUCUUCAAGACUCACAAAGGGGUGUGGAAGUGGCUGGAUCAAGCCGUCCUGGACUACACUAACUGGGCCUCGGAGGACACUGAAAAGGAUUUUGGAGAGAUAGGAAGUAUGGAUGGGGAAUGGAGGUCGGGUCGGCGAUGGAACGACAGAGCCUACAUCUGCAAAACUGCCAAAGUUCUGAUGUCAAUCGAUCCGGAGUCCAGGCCCGAACCUUUGGGUCCGCAGGACUCCCGCUCGCGGGUCCACAGAGGCUUAAUCUUGGUGCUGGUCGUCGUCGUCACAGCUGCUGUAUUUUUGAUCGGAUUCCUAAUCUACAAGAAGGUUCCCCGGACGCUACCCACCUUUGACAACCCACUCUACUUCGACAGCGAACGAUCCCAGCCAGACGUGGUGGACACAAAUAAACUGAUAGAGAAAGCGGAGGAGGACCAAGUGGAGCCCAUAAUAACCCUGUGAGAGAAAAUCUAGGGGGACCUUGACUGAACUCAGGCAAAUGUACGAAAACCUUCUCUGUCGUGUGUGUUACAUUGUUGCCGUGUAAGAUAUGUGUUCAGUUAUUUAACGUGUUUGCUGUAAUUAGAAACGUCAAUCUGUUACCUGCAAGUGGAUGAACGUAACUGUUAGCCGUGCCACUAGGUGGGGCUCAGUGCUGGCACUCCUGAAAUCUUGCUAAAAUGAACAUUAAAGUCUGAAGCCGUUACAUGCCUUCCUCAACACUGGUCUCUUCCCUUUGUACAAAUA